Episyrphus balteatus (marmalade hoverfly) is the source of this 3146-nucleotide messenger RNA. RefSeq names its product piggyBac transposable element-derived protein 3-like. The coding region runs from base 567 to 2699 and encodes 710 amino acids. The record is from RefSeq and is a predicted model, not a curated record. Gene Ontology annotation, molecular function: zinc ion binding. Lineage: Eukaryota; Metazoa; Arthropoda; Insecta; Diptera; Syrphidae. The transcript has 5 exons. Gene Ontology annotation, cellular component: nucleus.
UUCGAAAUUUUGAUUUUGAAAAUUAAUUUUUGAAAAACUGUAUAAUAAAUCAGCUUUAUUCAAAAACAAGAUAAAAGACGAGUUUUUGGUUUUACAAAAAGAAAAUUGCUCCUCCCGGCUAAAAAGGGGGGGGAUUAGACCACCCCUCCCAUACAAUUUUUUUCUUAUCUCGACAGAACCUACACGCUCCAACUUUUUGGUACUUUUGUCAGUGCGACGAAUGAGUUUGUAUGUUUUUUUUUUUAAUAAAUAAUGUUGAAAUUUUGGAUUGAUCUUUGAUACUUAAACGAUUAAAUCGAAGGAAACUAACAACCGCAAAGCUUCGUUUGCCAGAUCAGAAUACUAUCCAAUCUUAGCACCUGCAGGUGGAUACAAAUUACGCUGAAAUCUCGCCGUAUCGCAUUUGUUUGACCUGCUUGGAUGAUCUCAUUAACGCUUACAAUUUCAUACAAAAAUCACAGAAAAGUAACGAGCGCUUAAUUCAAUUUUUAAAUCAAGCCGAUAUUAAGCAAACUCAUUUCAAAAUUGAAACAAAUAUCGAUGAUGUUCCCUAUGAUCAUAGCACUAUGGACUCUGCUCAGUUAAAAACUGAAACAAAUAUCGAUGAUAUUCCCUAUGAUCAUAGCAUUAUGGACUCUGUUCAGAUAAAAAUUGAAAAUGAAACUCUUCACGAUUAUAAUAAUUUUUUGAUUAUAGAAUGUAAAAACUCAUCAAUAAAUAGUUGUGAUUCUGAAAUGAAUAAUUGUGAAACUUUUGAGAACAAAAAAACAAAAAAACCAAAAUUGCAUUGUGAAUACUGCAAUCGAGUUUUCAAAAAACACAAUUUAUAUGAGGACCAUAUGAGAACACAUACAGAAGAGGAUAUUCAGAAAAAAGGAAUUUCUGAGGAUGGAAAUCAAUUUUCAUUCUACGAAAGUUAUCUUAGCUGGCAAACCACUCAGGACAUGGAAGAACAUCAAAAAUCCGAACACACAAGAAUGGGAUCAAAGAGCUUUUAUGGAAAUGAUAAACAUGUAAAUCCUAUUCCUGGUGAUGGCUUUCAAAGUGACGAUGAUCUUUUUUCCGACUCGGAUACCGAAUAUGUUUCUCCUAACCAAUGUCUAUCGGCUGUAUUUCCCGGAACAGAGUGUAAUUUAUCCGGUGAUGAAAUUUGUUUUGUCCAGACGACAAAAACUAGAACAAACAAAACUGAUCCUAAAACAGAAAUAAACGACCAAAAUUUCAAAUUCACAGGAAUAACACAAUUACCAGAUUUUAUUCAAAAACUUAAAUCCCCAGCAGAUUUGUUUUUAUUCCUAUUUUCUGAUGAUCUUAUUGAAGUAAUGGUUAAACAAUCUAAUCUGAAAUCUAUACAAGACAAUGCAAACAGACCAGCCAAUAUAACUAAACAGGAAAUGGAACAAUUUAUUGGAAUAAUGAUUUUCAUGUCUAUUGUAAGAUUACCUGUGUCGCGUAAUUAUUGGAACAGCACUAUAGGACAACCUCAGAUCUAUGAAAGUAUGACAUGCAAUAGAUUUGAAACUAUAAAACAACAUUUGCACUUCAAUGACAACACUAAUUUUAUUCCUUAUGGCAAUCCGGGGCAUGACAAGCUUUUCAAAGUGCGACCACUUUUAGAUGGUAUUAGACAACAACUUUUGCUUGUGCCAAAAGAAGAAUUUUUGAAAAUUGAAGAACAAAUAAUUCCAACCAACAACGUACGACCAAAUAAAUUGGGAUACAAAAAUCAAGUCUUGUGUGGAGUAUCUGGAUUCAGUUAUGAUUUUGAUAUUUUUGCUGGUAACCAAAGCAAUACUCAUCCUGAAGACGCUCCCGACCUAGGUGUUCGUGGAAAUGUUGUUACUCGUCUCACGUCAACUAUACCAAGACAUGUUAAUCAUAAAAUUGUUUUUGAAAAUUACUUCAACAGUUCGAAACUCCAAAAACAUCUUAGAAAAAUUGGGCUUUUGUCUCUAGACCGUUUCCCCACUGCAACAAUGUCUUCAGAAAAAGAAUAUGGGCAUUGCAAUGAAAAAUGUACCACUCCCGAAAGAAACGAAUUAAGUACCAUCAAUCGAAUGGACAAAAAUCCAGUUCAAAUGCUUUCAACUGAGAGUGAAAAAUCAAAUACAAAGCUGAAAUACUUCAACACUAAAGCCGUUAGAGUUAGCAAUUCCAUUCAGAGUAUUAGAGGUAAUUUAUUAGAUUCUAUGCUGGGUGUUCAUAGAAUUCAUAUGCGAUCCAAAAAAUGGUACAAGAGAAUUUUUGUUCAUAUGGUUGACAUGUGUAUUGUAAAUGCUUGGAUUCUGUGGCGAAAGAAUAAUCCAGAAGAAUAUAUGACUUUAUUUGACUUUAAGCUAGCUGUAUCAGACCACUUAUGCAAAUCUGGAAAAGUGGCAAUAAGAAGAGAACUGACUGACCAAUGUAGCGAUAGAACUCCUUUGACGUAUAAAAGUCGUGCAAAUCCUGAAGAUCCAAAUUCAUCUAAACUUGAAUCACCAACUCAGCCAAUUAAAUGCAAAUUAAAAAGAGCUAGAAAUCAGGAACUUCCACUGAAUUCAGUGCGAACUGAUAAUGUUGGCCAUAUGCCUGAAUGGCAAAAAAAUCGCCAAAAGUGCAAAAUUUGUGAAUACAAAACAUAUACGAGGUGUAGAAAAUGUCAUGUGUUUUUGUGCUACAACGAUAAGAGGAAUUGUUUGACAAGAUUCCAUGAAUUGUAAAAUAUAGUUAUUUGAAGUAAGUUAAAUAUUGCUAUUUUAAAUCAGUCUGCUUUUUGACUUAGUAACUUACUAAAAUGACUUAAGCAUUUUAUUAAAUCGUUUAAAAUGUUGCGCCAUUGUGUAUAGAGAGGAUAAUAACCCGUUAUUUUGGAAAUCAGUUUACGACUUCAAAUGCUCACGAAUAGGUACUUUAUAAGCGAUUUUCAAUGGAACACAAUUUCAAGGAAAUCAAUGUUAUUUCCAUCUAUAACCCGAUUGUCCCCGUUCGCCAGUGAUACAACAGAGUCACAAAAAGAGGUGAUAUUAAUUUUGUGUCUUAUUCGUACUGUCCUACAAACAAGUAAAUUUGUGAGAGCCACAAAAACAAUCGAAAUUCUGAUAUCCCAUUGUUUAUUUUGAAUUGUAAAAAUAGGAAUGAAUAAAUAUUAUUAUUAUUGUUAUUAUUAU